Messenger RNA from Clunio marinus, 5163 nucleotides. The record is from the annotation of a GenBank genome assembly. NCBI's taxonomy places the organism in Eukaryota, Metazoa, Arthropoda, Insecta, Diptera, Chironomidae.
AAAAACAAAAAAAAUAACAACAAACCAGAUUCUUUAAUGACGAAGACGAAAACAAGUUUUUAGUUACUUUGUUAUUCAUAUCAUUGAAUGCCAACGAAUGAUCGUUAAUCGAAAGUUCAUCAGGAUCCUUCAACGACGUUAUUAAUAAAAAUAUGUUAAAAAUGAAAUAAAAUUUCUAACAAGCAUAAAAAAUAAAUAAACUUACAAAGUUUUAGUUUCACGACAUUAUCAAUUAUCAUUAGAUUCAUUUUCGUGUUGCGAAAUAUGCGACUGUUCAUCAUCAUGCUGAUGAUAUCGUCAGCAUUAUCAACACAAAAAUACUUUAAUCAUUCAUGUUCGUUGGAUAAACCACAAAUUGAUUCCACAUUUCCAACGGUAAGCCUCGAAUCACUUGAGCUUCAAGUAACUCAUCGCAUCACACAUCAACUUGUUACGAGGGUUUUCGCCAUCUUCUUAAGAGAAAUCUUAGAUUUUGAAUUUAUUGAAAUCAGUGAAAGUUUAGAUGGAAUAGUUUCCCUUUCAACGGAAGAUAAAGUCAUUGAAUAUGCAACGUUAAUGGAACUUAAUCGAGAUUCAAAUCCUGCCAUUAACCUAGAAGUUUGGAUAACGCCUGACGCACAUUUAAAGUUUCCUGAUCGUGUUCGUCAAGGUGGAUCAUUGAGUGAUGAUCUGACACGUUAUGGACUUUUCAUUCAAAAGUCAUUUGCAACAAGAGAAUAUUCUUACAAGGAUUUCAUUGCCAGCAAUCCAACAUACAAUGAGAUAAUAAAAGAUUUUAGAAUUGAUGAGAACACAAUCAUCAAAUAUGUCGAUAAAAAUAACGAACAUCGAGGAGUUUUCCGUCCACCUCAAUGCUUCUCUGCAACUGAACCAUGUGUUGCUGUUCUCACUUCACAUUAUCAUGACUUAAAAUUCUUCAUUAAUCACGUUAAGAAAUUCAAACUUAAGAUGAACAUUUUCUUCAUGGGUGAUCGCUUAAGUGAAACCAUUCGUCUGUUAAAUUCACUUGUAACCGCAAAUAAUUUAAAGAAAAAGAAUUUUUCCGAUAAAUUUCUUGUGCUUCAUUGGACACCAUCGGAGAUCAUCAGCGGCUCAAUGAUUUACCAUCCACUAACCAUGCCAAAUUGUGAACUGUACAAAAAUGAUUCUUACAGCUGUCGCUACGACAUCAUUCCUGUGUCGGUUUAUUUUAACGAUAAAGUUGAAGAGUCAGACGAUCUUAUGGACAUAAUAAAAAGAUUGAAAUUUCCUUCAUUAAAGUCGAUGAUACAAUUAUAUGAAACUGUCUUGCCGAAAAUUGAAAGACUUUACUUAAAGCAUCGUGCACAUGAGGAAACCACAGAAACUGUUGGAGAUUAUUAUAAUGAAAUCGCUUGUAAAUGGCUUCAAAUGAAUAAGAAUAUUUACAAUUUAGAUCAUAAAGACUCGUGGAUUAGAAAGUUAGAUGAUCGAAGAGAAAUCUCAAUUGGUGGAAUCUUUCCUGAACCUAAAACUGGUCGUGAAUAUGAUGGAAUUCCAGCCGUUAUCAACAUUGCCAAAGAAAUCAUAAACAACAACAUGAACAUCUUGCCUGGCUAUAAAUUAGAAGUUAAAAUUGCCAAUUCAGAGUGCAAACCUGAUCUUGUUUUAAGGCAUUUCAUUAAUUAUUAUUCACAUCGAAAGCAUCUUGUUGGAGUUCUUGGUCCAUCAUGUAGCGAAGCUGUUGAACCAAUUGCCGGCAUCUCAAAACAUUUUAAAAUGAGUGUUAUUACAUAUUCAGCUGAAGGAAUCUCAUUUGACGACCGCAAAGAAUUCCCGCACUUCUUUCGAACGAUUGGCGAGACAAAAAUGUAUGAAGAUGUUUAUGCAAAACUUCUCAUUGAAAUGAAUUGGAAACGUUUAGCCGCAUUAACAGAAGAUGGAAUGAAAUAUACUCAAUACAUAACUAACAUGGAUGCAAAAUUGAAAGAGAAAAAUAUUCAUUUAAUCGUGAAUCAGAAAUUUCCUCGAGCAUCAUCGCAAGAGAGUCAAUUGAAAAGCUUUAAAACUUAUCUCAAAGGCCUUCGAGACAAUUACCGCGCCAAAAUUAUUAUCGCCGAUGUGCACGAUCACACUCUCAUAUCGCUGAUUAUGUGCGCGGCAAGUAAAUUACAGAUGACAGCAAAGACUGGAUAUGUUUGGUUCUUACCGGUUUAUGUUUCGAUGAAAAUUAACGACACGGGUUUACAACAGUUCAAUAAAUCAUGCACAGAGAGUGAAAUAAGAAGCGCAAUGGAUGGACAUUUAUCAUUAAGUUAUUCUGCAUUUGGUAAUGACGAUGACUUGAUCGAAGGAAACCAAACGAUAAAAGAGUGGAAAGAGAAAUAUUUGGAGGAAAGCAACAUGAAUCGAACUUAUUAUUCUGACUAUGCUGGCUACACUUACGAUGCAAUUUGGGUUUAUGUGAAAGCAUUGCAACAAUUGAUCAAAGAAGAUUCACCACGACAUCGGUACAUGAGAAAUCUUCACAGCGAUGAGACAAUGGAAAAGAUUUCCGAUUUAAUCAGUGAAAUGAAUUUUCAAGGCGUCUCUGGAAGAGUUCAGUUCAGUCGAGGCGGUUCACGAUUUGUCGACAUUAACAUUCUUCAAUGGCAGAAAAAUGAUUUUGUAUUGAUCGGAACUUACAAGCCAAAAAUCUCAAAUCGAACAGCAAUCGGUGGUGAUUUAAUAAUAAAUGGAAAACUUUGGUGGGCGAGUGGUGAAAAGCCAACAGAUGGAACUGAAAGUUGUACAUUAAAAGGAAUCGCCGAUGCAUUCAAUGUUGAUUGUCACACAAUUUCGACAUUUUUGAUUAUGACUUUCUGUGUCGUUGUUGUUCUCGCUUGUUCCGCAUCAAGUUUCUUGUUCUGGAAGCGAAGAUAUGAUAAGAAACUUAUCGAAAAUUCUCAAAUAAUGGCAAACUAUGGAAUGGUAGUAAAUGGUGUCGAACUUACGAAAUGGGAAGUUCCACGUGCUAAUAUCGUAAUCAACAGAAAACUAGGCGAAGGUGCUUUUGGCACAGUUUAUGGUGGUGAAGCUUUAAUUAAUGAAGAUGAUGAUGGAUGGACGGCAGUUGCUAUAAAAACACUCAAAUUAGGAUCAAAUGCUGAGAAUCGUUUGGAUUUCCUUGCAGAAUCAGAAACAAUGAAACGAUUUGAUCACAAAAAUAUUGUGAAGCUUUUAGGUGUUUGUCUUCAAACUGAGCCACUUUACAGCAUCAUGGAGUUCAUGUUGUAUGGUGAUUUGAAAACUUAUCUCCUUGCUCGACGUCAUUUAGUGAAUGAUAAAAUUAAUGACGAUUCUGAUGUCUGCCCGAAACGUUUAACUCUGAUGGCUUUAGACGUUGCACGUGGUCUUUCAUAUUUAGCUUCAAUGAGUUAUGUACAUCGUGAUAUUGCUUGCCGUAAUUGUAUGAUAAAUGCACAGCGAAUUGUUAAAAUUGGUGAUUUUGGAAUGGCGCGAUCAACUUUUCAAAGCGAUUAUUACAGAUUUGCAAGAAAAGGAAUGUUACCAGUCAGAUGGAUGGCACCUGAGUCAAUAGACGGUGGAAGAUUCUCACACGCAUCGGAUAUUUGGUCUUAUGGUGUUCUCUUGUUUGAGAUUGUUACGCUUGGAGUGUUUCCUUUUGCUGAUAUGAACAACAACGAAGUGUUUGAACAUGUGAAAGCGGGCAACAGCAUAAAAAUUCCGCAUACUUGUAAACCACAUUUAAAAGCUUUAAUGUCAUCAUGUUUCAACAUGGAUCCAGAUAAACGUCCCGACGCGUCAGAAAUUGUUGAAUUUAUUUCGAAAAGUCCAAGAAUGUUGACACCAUGUAUGGAUGUUCCUAAACCAUCCCUUAAGAACCAAGUGAAUUUGAUUGAUGGCGACAACAGUCAGAUUGAGACAUUUGAGUCUUUCAAUGAUAAUCGCGAUCGUUCUCAUACACCUGCUACAACUGUAGAUAUUCUCAGGCCUUCUGUAUCAUCAUCUGCCCUCCAGAAUCAUUCAAAUCAUUUCAUAAGUCAAUCAGAUAAUCAUGAAUACAUUGACAUGAAAAUACCUAAAAAACUUAACGGUUCAUAUCUUAGUGAUGUAAGUCCAGACUUAACUGCAACCUUGCCCAACGGCAACUACAACCCGGUUGAGCCACUUUUAGUGACCCGCCCAGAAAUAUCGAAAAGCAAUUUAAGUUUGAUGAAGUACAUGCCAAUGUGUGGUUUCGGUAAAAACAGCAACCGAUCUUCACCAGAUGAAUGCACCAGUGCACUUUGAGGAAAUGAGAAGUUUUGUGUUCCAAGAAAGGCAAAAAGCUUUAUUUUCUUUUAUUGAUGAAUUCAAAUUAUAACUAUGAAUGAAAAAAUUAUUACCUGGAAGUCGUUUGAGAUAAAAUAGAAUAUUAACGACUUGAAGGUAGUUUUUUUUUAUUAAGAAAAGGAAGCAAUGGCUUAUAAAAUUGACGUCGCGACAGAAGUAAUAGUUUUGUCACCUACCACUAGGAAAUAGUAAUGGCAAUGGUUUGUCGAAAACGACGACGUUAAUUUUACGUUGCAAACAUGCUUUAUUAAAUUAAAGAAUUCUCGUUAAACUCUCAUACAUUUAACUAUCCUAAUAACUAUUGUCGGAAAGUGAAGAUAUUUAUGAAAGCAUUUAAAUUAUUUAUUUUCUUAUUUUUUCAUCUUCUCUUUUUAUGAAAAUGAUUUUCUGCUCAAGUUAUGGUUAUGUAUUUAAAAUUACUACAAAUCUAAGUGAAUGAAUGAAAACACACACCAAAAUAAUUAAAAGUUUUCGGUUUUAAAAAAUAUUCUCAUGCCAAUGUGCCUUUGGAAAACUACUAUAAGAAGUUAGAUACUAGGGGUGUUCACUAAACACGCUUUCAAGUUGCUUUGUUAAUUGCAUACUCUACUAGAAACUAAAAAAAGCAAUACCAAAAAGACUGGAAUUAAAUUUAUGAUAAAAUGAAAACGAUACGUGUACAUACAUACAUUUUAGUAAAUUAUAUAUCUGCUGAUACAAAUAUAUUUUUCACAUUUUCCUCCAGACAGGAAAAUCAACUUAUAAAUAAAACAUCUAUCAAUUACGCAAUCUGAAUUUUGUUAUCUGUUGUAUUAUAUUGUUUUUAAAAAUUGUCAAUAAUGCCACAAGGUACAAUGAAUGCAAAAUUAUGUUCAAUAAAAAGUGCAAAGU